AUGGCCCCCUUAAACAGCAACCCAAAACCACAUGGCAGAGCAAGUAUGGCUGACGAUAAAACAUUAACAGAUAGCGGAAGGCAUGGUUCUUCGAGAGAUCACGGUUCCUCCCGCGAUGAUCGACGAGGAGACAGAGGUGAUCGCGAACGACGUCGCUCGCGAUCCCCAGGCCACCGAGGAGCACGCCCUUCACGCCGAGACGGAGACGUAGACUCUUAUUCUACGAGCCGCGACUACCGAGAGAGGGAACGUGAGGAGAGAUACUCUGGUAGAGAUGCAGGUCGGGAGCGCCGGGGUGGAGGUGAUAGAGAAUGGGACCGAGAUAGAGGUAACGCGCGCCGCGAGUCGCGAAGAGACGACGAGAGACCUCCAAGAAGAGACAGGGAUCUGUUUGACGACAGAAGAAACGGAGCCGGCGGUGGUGGUAGGCGUGGAGGACGGGGUGAUCGCGAUGGAGGGCGUGAUGGAGGGCGCGAUGGAGGCUUUGGGCGAGAAAUGCAAUCCCAACGAGAAAAAAGCGCAACCCCUCCACCCAAAAAGAAGGAACCUACGCCCGAUUUGACAGACGUCGUGUCUGUUCUCGAGAGACGGAGAAGAUUGACCCAGUGGGAUAUCAAACCCCAAGGCUAUGAGAAUGUUACAGCUGAACAAGCUAAGCUAUCUGGCAUGUUUCCACUUCCCGGAGCUCCUCGACAGCAGCCUAUGGAUCCAAGCAAACUCCAAGCUAUCAUGGCGCAACCAAGCGGAUCCGUAACCAAUGCAGCCUUGAAGCCAUCGAACUCCCGUCAAGCUAAACGCCUUCUGGUACACAACCUUCCUUCGACAUCCAUUAGCGAAGAAGCCAUCAUCAAUUUCUUCAACCUUCAAAUGAACGGACUCAAUAUUGUUGAGGGCUCGGAUCCAUGCAUUAGUGCUCAGAUUUCAAAGGACAAGUCCUUUGCUUUGCUGGAAUUCAAGACACCUUCCGAUGCUACAUUAGCUUUGGCUUUUGAUGGGAUUACAAUGGACGAUAGCGAAUAUGUCAAUAGAGAGGCAAAUGGUGGUGACACUAAAGGUCUUUCUAUCCGCCGCCCUAAAGAUUAUAUUGUCCCUGCAGUUUCGGAUGAGACGCCACAAGAGCCUGGAGUAGUGUCAAGUGUGGUCGUUGACACUCAGAAUAAAAUCUGCAUGUCGAAUGUUCCUCUUUAUCUUACCGAUGAACAGGUUAUUGAACUUUUGACAUCCUUUGGCGAACUGAAAGCCUUUGUUUUGGUCAAAGACAACAGCACUGGGGAGUCCAGGGGUAUUGCAUUUUGUGAGUAUGCUGACCCCGCAGCGGCAACUGAUAUUGCGGUUGAGGGAUUGAAUGGUAUGGAGUUAGGAGAUAAACACCUUAGGGUCCAGAGGGCGAGUAUUGGUAAUACACAGGUAUCUGGUCUUGAGAUGGGCGUCAACGCAAUGUCCAUGCUGGCUGGCACUACUUCUGCAGGUCUAGAGGAUGGCCGCGUCCUACAACUACUCAAUAUGGUCACACCGGAAGAGCUUGUUGAUAACGAUGAUUACGAAGAAAUCUGCGAAGACGUCAAGGAAGAAUGCGAGAAAUAUGGCAAAGUUCUUGACAUGAAGGUUCCUCGACCCACAGGUGGCAGCAGACAAUCUAAUGGGGUUGGCAAAAUCUUCGUCAAGUUUGACACUCCAGAGUCGGCGGGCAAAGCACUUCGAGCCCUUGCUGGUCGUAAAUUCGCGGAUCGUACAGUUGUUACCACCUAUUUCUCCGAAGAAAACUUCGAGGUGGCCGCAUGGUAA
Molecule: messenger RNA, 1785 nt
Organism: Glarea lozoyensis ATCC 20868
Lineage: Eukaryota; Fungi; Ascomycota; Leotiomycetes; Helotiales; Helotiaceae
Product: RNA-binding, RBD
Exons: 5
Coding region: 1-1785 (594 amino acids)
Biological process (GO): mRNA processing
Cellular component (GO): U2AF complex; U2-type prespliceosome; nuclear speck
Molecular function (GO): pre-mRNA 3'-splice site binding; poly-pyrimidine tract binding
Source: RefSeq, a predicted model, not a curated record